AACAAGACAGAACGACUAAAGCUAAUGCUAGCGAAUAUUUAAAGGGCAGGUUAAUAAGAGAGCUACUAAACUACGUGAUCUAUGCUGUCUGGACAUUAUCCAACACUGGUGACUCAUGGUUUAUCAUCGUUGAACUGGAGAGCUUUAAGAUAUCACAGUUUGAUUGAUUACCGACUGUGGUCGUGCGCAUGACAAUCCUCGUUGGGUUUAUGACUGGUCGCCACCUCAGUCGCUGAUCUGAGGCCGAGUUACACGCAACAUAUACGCAUAAUGUUGCCCAAGAGUCAAGUUUUGGGUGUGGUCUGUCUUCUGCUGGUCGUACUGCUGGGGGAUCACAGCGCAGUAGCUCAAAAUGAUGUUGUAAAGGCCUGCAAUUUGAGCACAAGUAUUGCCUUGGAUUUGGAUAAGUUUGCUGGCAUUUGGUGGGAGGUUGCCCGUCUGCCAUCCACCACUUAUUUCUGCACUGAAGUGAAUAUUACCGUGUUGGAUAAGCCCAAAGAUAAUGUUCUUAUCGCCACGACCUAUGGCGUAUCGCCGGACUAUCCGUGGGUCAAUCAAACGAUGAACGCCACCCUGACAGUGGCGAACUUUACAGAGGAACAAGAUGGCUACAAUUUUACGUACUGGAAUCCACCCAACUACUCGCCGUACACCUUGUUCAAGGUGCUGAAUACCGAUUACACGGACUUUGCCUUCAUCUGUGGCUACACCAAUGCCACGGAUAAUGGGACAUCGUUUGGUUUGGUCCUCACCCGAGAUCGUACACCCAGCACCGAUACAUUGAACCAACUGGAGGGCAAUGCGUCAGCCAAUUUUCCCUUCAACUUCCUAAACGGCAGCAUGUCCGCGAUCACUCAGGGCGCAACUUGCUAUGCCCCCAGCAGUGCCAAUCCCCUGACGAUGAUCUCGGUUUUCCUGUUGGCUGUGACUGGACUUUUGUGUCUACUGGAGGCUCGUCAUUAAAUCUUAUUUGAAUUGUGGGUUUGUUCAAGUGAAAAGCUAGUAGAUUAUAAGUGACUGAAGCGUUGUUCAACACUUUUCGGGCAAUAAAGAGCAGGAGUGUGUGUUUUCGUA
This is a messenger RNA of Drosophila miranda, 1074 nucleotides long. RefSeq lists its product as uncharacterized. Bases 271 to 963 code for a protein of 230 amino acids. NCBI's taxonomy places the organism in Eukaryota, Metazoa, Arthropoda, Insecta, Diptera, Drosophilidae. The record is from RefSeq and is a predicted model, not a curated record. The transcript is spliced from 3 exons.